CAGGAGGCAACUGUUAAUGUUCACCGGUGACAACCACGGCCCAAAGUAACCAUGAAAGCUAGCAAUAGUAUACUGAAACCCAUUUCCAGAUUAACAGAUACUACUAAGCUGAGAAUCGUUAAAUCUGAUGCUAAAGAGUAAAAACUGAACUUCCUCAGCUCUCUUUCCAAUCCUAACUCUUCACCACCACCACCAUUUCGGACGGACGCUGAUUACUCUUUAUCAUCAGUAUAUCCGGUAAUCUACUUCCAAAUAUCCCGGCGAUAAUGGCCGGAAAGCUUCAUCAACAAGCAUGGUCAUACAUGUGUUCUCUACAAGGCUCUCUCCUUACUCUUGCAAUCCUAACCCUAAUUUCCUUCACUUACCUUACCUUUAACUCCUUUCAAUCUUCUUCGUCCAUCUCUUCCUUUUCUCCUCCUGUGGUCUCCAGCCCCGUCGUAGACCAGCCACUGAUACAGAUAAAAGAUCAAGAAGAACCAUUUGACAAUGACACGAAAGGGAAAGAGGAAUCAUCCGACGAUGGCACGAAAGGGAAAGAGGAACCGUUUGACGAUGAAAUGCCGGAUCUAUACCACUCGCCGAAGAUUUUCAAGUUGAAUUAUGAGGAAAUGGAGAGGAACUUCAAGGUUUAUAUAUAUCCGGAUGGAGAUCCCAACACCUACUAUCAAACACCGAGGAAAUUGACUGGAAAAUACGCUAGCGAAGGCUAUUUUUUCCAGAAUAUCAGAGAAAGUCGCUUUCGAACUGAGGAUCCAGAUCAGGCACACCUUUUCUUUAUUCCGAUCUCCUGCCACAAGAUGCGAGGCAAGGGCACAUCCUAUGAGAAUAUGACCAUAAUUGUUCAGAACUAUCUGGAGGGUUUAAUAGCUAAGUAUCCCUAUUGGAACAGAACACUGGGUGCAGAUCACUUCUUUGUCACUUGUCAUGAUGUUGGUGUAAGGGCUACUGAAGGAGUUCCAUUUCUUGUAAAGAAUGCAAUUCGAGUUGUGUGCUCCCCAAGCUAUGAUGUUGGAUUCAUUCCACACAAGGAUGUUGCUCUUCCUCAAGUACUGCAGCCUUUUGCCCUUCCUGCUGGUGGAAACGAUUUAGAGAAAAGGAAAGUACUUGGGUUUUGGGCAGGUCAUAGAAACUCUAAAAUUAGAGUUACUUUGGCACGAGUGUGGGAGAAUGACACGGAGCUUUAUGUUUUGAACAACAGAAUAAACAGGGCUACUGGAGAUCUAUUGUAUCAAAAGAGAUUUUACAUCACUAAAUUCUGCAUAUGCCCUGGUGGUUCUCAGGUCAACAGUGCUCGCAUAGCUGAUUCAAUCCAUUAUGGAUGUGUUCCUGUAAUCUUAUCCAACUACUAUGACCUGCCAUUCAAUGACAUUCUUGAUUGGCGAAAAUUUGCUGUCAUACUUAAGGAGCAAGAUGUGUACCGACUCAAGCAAAUUCUGAAGGAUAUAUCUGAUGAUGAGUUUGUUACACUACAUAAGAAUUUAGUCAAGGUCCAAAAGCACUUCCAAUGGAAUUCGCCUCCGAUUAAAUAUGAUGCGUUCCAUAUGGUCAUGUAUGAUCUCUGGUUACGCCACCAUGUUAUCAAAUAUUAACUGGACAAUAUUUACGGCUAGUUGACUGUUGUAUAACACUCUAGAUGUUGCAUGCUAACAGCCGAAAAGGCUUGUAGAUUCCUGGUCUCAUACAUCAUGACCCUUUGGAAGGGAUAUUGGAGCACAAGUAUGUUAAUGUCAUUAUUUGAUUUGUUCUUUACAUUCA
Messenger RNA from Jatropha curcas, 1755 nucleotides. Its product is annotated as Exostosin family protein. Gene Ontology annotation, molecular function: glycosyltransferase activity. NCBI's taxonomy places the organism in Eukaryota, Viridiplantae, Streptophyta, Magnoliopsida, Malpighiales, Euphorbiaceae. The record is from RefSeq and is a predicted model, not a curated record.